CAAGUGUGUAUUGAUUCUGGUGCAACAGCGAACACCAUUGACUGUGCAACAUAUGAGGCGAUCAGUGCCGCAAAAACAGUGCCCUUAAAACCAACCAAUGUGAAACGUCAUCCUCAUGGAGAAGACAACCCUGCCCCGAUUCCCCUUGCCGGAUUGUUUUUUGGAAUGAUCAAUACUCCGUCAGGGAAGAUGGACCUGACCAGGUUCCUGGUACUCAAAGCACGAAAUGCUGGCUGCCUCCUGAGUUGUGAAACCUUAACCCGUCUACGAAUGUUGCAUGUUGUGGCCUUUACAACUACUGAACAUUCACCUGUACACCAUAAGUACCAGUAUCUUUUACAGAAGUUCCCAAAAGUGUUCAUCGGCAAAAUCGAGAAACUAAAAGAUUACCAACUUGAGCCCAACAUUGACUCAACUGUACAACCGGUCUUACAAAAGUCCCAUCCUGCACCCUUACAUUGCUGUGCCAAAGUGGAAGCCAAGUUGAAACAGCUUGAACAUUAAGAUAUCAAACAGGUUAAGGGCCCGACACAAUGGGUGUCACCACUUGUCAUUGUCGACAAGCCAAAUGGUGACAUACGACUGUGUGUAACCAUGUGCAAGCCCAACGAAGCUCUCCGCCGUACACACCACCCAUACCCAUCACUUUUGUGACGCCUCUCAGGUGGCUUCUGGUGCUGUAUCGUACCUUUGCUUGGUCGAUACCCAAGGUCAGAUUCACUGUUCAUUUCUUGUUGGCAAGUCCCUCCUGGCGCCUUUGAAGGAAACAACUACUCCUCGAUUAGAGUUGACGGCUGGUACUGUGUCAGUUCAGCUAAACAAGAUCUUGAUGAAGACGUAAGAGAUACCCAAUGAUGAAGUUACAGCAGACGCGUUCGUCUACAAUGGCCGUUGGAUAAAGGGGCCGGAAUUUCUAACAAAAUCCGAGUCUGAGUGGGAGGACUGUGCCCACGAAAGCACAGAGCUGACUGUAAGAGACAUUUUGCGUUGUGUUACACAUUACGUAAUGGUGUCUUGUGGCUUUAUCAUGUGACUUUGGUGAGAACUAGAGACUUUUUAGAGUUUUUGAACUUGGACUUGAGAAGCGUUGAGUUAGAUUAGUCUGGAUUUAAUUGUUACUGUUUACGGAACAGAAACAACAUUUUGGUCCUUCGGAAACCGGAUAUUCGCAUUUGUGUAAUAGUUGGACUAAUCGGAACCAGUAUUGUGGAAUUUUCAAGGGACUCAUUCGAACUUGGAAACAUUUGGUGGGAAGUCCAUCGAGAACUGAAGCUGGAGGAAUUAUGGAUGGAAAAAUAGAAGACUUAAAGAAGGAGAAA
Messenger RNA from Porites lobata, 1319 nucleotides. The record is from the annotation of a GenBank genome assembly. NCBI's taxonomy places the organism in Eukaryota, Metazoa, Cnidaria, Anthozoa, Scleractinia, Poritidae.